Calliphora vicina (urban bluebottle blowfly) is the source of this 1596-nucleotide messenger RNA. RefSeq names its product peritrophin-48-like. The coding region runs from base 66 to 1475 and encodes 469 amino acids. The transcript is spliced from 3 exons. The record is from RefSeq and is a predicted model, not a curated record. NCBI's taxonomy places the organism in Eukaryota, Metazoa, Arthropoda, Insecta, Diptera, Calliphoridae. Gene Ontology annotation, molecular function: chitin binding. Gene Ontology annotation, cellular component: extracellular region.
AUUGUGGUUUAAACAAUCAGUGUUUGAAAACAUUUUGUGUGGUGAAAAACAAAAAAACUUUAAUCAUGAAUGCUGAAAUCUUAGUGGCCAGUGUUGCCAUUAUACUUGCAACAUUUGCCUGUCAAAUGAGCAAUGCUGAAUACGAUGCUGCCACUUACUGUCCACUUGUACCAGUUGGCACAAAAUUUCCCAGUUUCCAAUCAUGUCAAACAUUUUACACAUGCCAAGCCAAUAAUAAGGUAGUUGAAUCUAGUUGUCCCGGCAGCGAUGUCUUCAGCAAGGAUGCACAAUCUUGUGUAUCCGCUUCGUCAGCAAACUGUUAUAAUGACGUUGCCAAUCCAUGUGAAAAUAAGGAUGGCACCUGGGUGCCUGACAGUAGAGAUUGCCGCAUGUGGCAUUACUGUUCGAAAGGUGCCAUAGCUGGCAGCGGUUCUUGUGCAAAUGGACAAUAUUUUGAUGGCACUGCUGGUAUGUGCGUUAAUGGCAAAUGUCCCAACAGUGGCGGUUCAACGGAAAUUACAAAUUUAUGCCAGAUUAUGCAAAACAAUCAAUUCUUUGGUGAUUUUGACAAUUGUGCCACUUGGCACAAGUGUUCAGGACCUGUCAUGCAUACUGCCAAAUGUAAUAAGGGAUUGAUUUACAACGCCGAAGAACGCAUGUGUUUGGCCAGUAAUGGUAAUAUGUGUGCUGGACCAGCAAAAGAAUGUAAUCAGAAGGCCAACAAUGAAGAGGUUGCUAAUCCAAGCAUAUGUUCCGUUUAUUUCCAAUGCACUCAAGCGAAUUCAAAUUGGUUGUGGAAAAAAAUACAAUGUCCCAUUGGUCAAUAUUACGAUUUGAAUAGUAAAGGUUGCCUAAAUCGUCAAACUGCUACACCGAUCAAAGGUUGCAAUCGUUGUGAAUUUACCACAGCCACCUGGGUAAAUGCUGUUGAUCCCGAUUGCAUAGAAUUUCUAACAUGUAGAAAUGGUCAGGAGGUUGGCAAAGGCAAGUGUCCCGUGGUUGGCGGUUUUUUCAACGAACAGGGACAAAUGUGCAUGAACAAUGACCAGGAUUUACCAGAGUAUAGAAAAAAUAAUGGUGCUUGUUACACCAAGAGUGCAGUGGCUCCCCCCACUAGUGCUCCGAAUACAGAAGCCCCUACUGAGGACCCUGAGAAAACUGAGCCAAACCCCACAACGGAGAAAUCGGAGAAAGAACCAACAACGGAGAAACAUGCCACAGAACCCGCAACAGAAAAACCCACAACGGAGAAAUCGGAGAAAGAACCAACAACGGAGAAAUCGGAGAAAGAACCAACAACGGAGAAACAUGCCACAGAACCCGCAACAGAAAAACCCACAACGGAGAAAUCGGAGAAAGAACCAACAACGGAGAAAUCGGAGAAAGAACCAACAACGGAGAAACAUGCCACAGAACCCGCAACAGAAAAACACACAACGGAGAAAUCUGCCACAGAACCCGUUACCAAAGAAUAAGCUUUCUUAAUUCACUAGCAUAACCACCACUGGUUAUUAUAGCAAUUAAAAUAUUUUCCUUCAAUCGAUAACUGUUAUAAUUUUGAAUAAAUAAAUUUUGUUUAUGGUUUUUGCGAAAUUA